GAGGCGGAUUCCAAGAUGGCGGCACAGCCGAGGUGCCGCGAGGACCCUUAACUGAGCCGGUGUGAAGCGGCCGCCUCGGAGGCCCUAAGAAGCGAAGGUGGCCCCUGGGACGCGACAAGAAGGCCCCGAAGGCGGCAAUUUGGUUAUAUCAAAGAUGGCUCCGGCCUGUGAGCGGCUGCAGUUUCGCUUCCCUGGUUAUGGUGAUGGGGUGCUGCAUCGCAUGGACCAGUUGCGGGAGCAACGGCGGUUCUGUGACGUGACGGUGCAGGUGAAUGAGCUGCGGGUUCCUGGGCACCGUGUAGUCUUUGCUGCCUGCUCCCCUUUCUUGCGUGACCAGUUCCUGCUCAAUGACUCCCAAGAAGUGUCUGUCUCGCUUUUCCAGAGUCCAGAGAUUGGACGCCAACUUCUGCUGUCUUGCUACACGGGAUGUCUUGAGGUGCCUAUUAAGGAACUGGUCAGCUACCUGACGGCCGCUUCCUUCUUGCAGAUGGGCCACGUGGUGGAGCGUUGUGCCCAGGCAGUUUCCCACUACUUAGUCCCCAAGGCUGAUGCCCUGCUACGGGAGGAACAAGUGGAGGGGAGCUAUCUGCAGCAGAAUGGAGAUGAGGAGGAAGAGGGGAAGCAACCGUCUUCACCCACAGGGGAGGCAGACUCUGAAGAUAGCAAAGUGGAGGGGCCUGAGCUCACCCCGCGCAGCUCCUGUGGCCCCUCCUCUCCCGCAAUCUCACUCUCCCUUAUCAACUCUGCUGUGGAGGUCACCCGCAGCUACCUGCAGGGUUGCUAUGAUGAUGAAACAAGCAGUGAAGGGCUUCCCUUCCUGUCUGCAGCUCCCACGCCUGCUUCCCAGUGGAGGAACUACCCGUUGCAUCGUCAUCGCCACGGCACAGCCGUGGCCUACAGGGACUGGAGAACAGGUGGUGGGAUGGCAGCGUGGAAAGUGCCAGGACUGGAGCGCCCCUACCGGUGUCCACGAUGCAACAGUGUGUUUCAGCAGCUGGGAAACUUUGUGAGCCACGUGCAGGAGCACAAGCUCUUCCUGUGCCUUCGCUGCGGCAAGGUCUUCUCGCAGAAGAGCAACCUGACGCGGCACAUCCGGGUGCACACCGGCUUCAAGCCCUUCCAGUGCCCCAUCUGCCGCAAGUGCUUUACCCAGAAUGCCACUCUGCAGGACCAUCUCAACCUACACAGUGGCAUCAAGCCGCACAAGUGCAACUACUGUGAGAUGCACUUCACCCACAAACCGGGCCUGCGGCGCCACCUCAAGGAGAUGCAUGGCAAGAGCACUGUCCAGAACAGCCACGAAGAGAUUGAAGAGGUCACCAUUGACUUUGAUUGAUGGGGGGGGGGGAGCCACAAACUGAAUAGCAGGUUCUUUUUGUGAAGCCAGUGGGGUGUCUUCAGGCUGAAAUAUCAUCUUUGUAGAGGGGGACUGAACGGACUGGACGGGGGGCAAUCUGUAGACAAGCAGUUAAUGUAGGGAUGGCAUUGGCCAAAUUAUUCCUUUUCUAGUAGUACUUUUCCUAGUAGUAAGGGAAGUGCUGUGAUUAGAGUGAUUCCUCUGGAAGAGUGCGUACUGAACCAUUUCCUGUACAGGAGACAAGAUAUCACAAGGGAGGGGAGGCCACUGACUGACCUGAGGAGACUGUCAGCAGAUGUCUUGGCCUAUACUGGAAGCGGCUUAUUUUACAGAGGUAGCCCUGUCAUGAGGCGAGGUGAAGCAUCUGGCUCGGGUUACGGAUUUGGGGUACUAUUAAGGGAGGCAAAGACACACGGGGCACAGUCCACUGCACGAGUCUCACAUAAAUCAAGGGGAUCUGUGCAGGAAUGCGAUGGUGCUCUUGUGUGACUCCCUUUCAGUUCAACAGGCUUUGUGCAGGAGAACUUCGUGGCAGAUCGGUGUGCAAAGGGCGCACCAUUAAGAUUUCCUACCUCAAGCACUACUACGUUGUUGCUCUGGCUCCAGUGGGGCACUACAGAGACAGCCGUUUGACUCAACUGCUGAAGAACUGAGUCAAACAGACAUGACAAGAGAUGCAAUUCUAGAGGUAAUUGGCAAAUUGAAAUCAAUGCCACUGGGUCCACAUGGCAUACACCAAUGAGUUCUUUAAAUGCGGACUUGCUGAUCUCAUAAUAAAAAUAUGCAACUUGUCACUAAAA
Molecule: messenger RNA, 2157 nt
Organism: Elgaria multicarinata webbii
Lineage: Eukaryota; Metazoa; Chordata; Lepidosauria; Squamata; Anguidae
Product: zinc finger and BTB domain-containing protein 26-like
Exons: 2
Coding region: 155-1336 (393 amino acids)
Biological process (GO): regulation of transcription by RNA polymerase II
Cellular component (GO): nucleus
Molecular function (GO): DNA-binding transcription factor activity, RNA polymerase II-specific; protein binding
Source: RefSeq, a predicted model, not a curated record